UCUCAUCACACUCUCUCCACUUCCAUUCUAUCCAAAUUCAUUCAUACACACUUUUCCUUUCUCUCUUCAUAUUUUCAAUAUUUUGUUUAAUGGAAAUUUCUUCUUUCCUAUUUCCCAAUCAGGAAGAUUAUCCUUCUCCUAAUUUCUUCAGUUUUUUUCAAGAUUUUGACUUCCCUACUACUGAUACUCUUGCUCCGAUAGCUGCUGAACCGCUUCCUAAGAAGCAAAGAGUUGAUGAUUUUGAUUUUGAUUUGGAACAGCAGGGCUCUUUGAAGAGUGUUGAGGAUAUAUUAAACAAAUUUUUGGGAUUUGAUAAGGAAGAAGAGAAAACAAACCUUAAGCAAUUCACAAAUCAAAAUCAAUCUGUUUUUGACUUUUCGAAUCAACAACCUACCGGGUUACUAAUGAUAAAUGAGAAAGUGAAGCCAAUGGCGAGUACUAAUAACAAAAGGUCUCGUCAGAGUUCUUCUGAAUUCAUUUCAACUUCGGAGGAGGAAUCUCAGCCUCAACAGCAAAGGAGGUUAUGGGUGAAAGACAGGUCUAAAGCAUGGUGGGAGCAGUGUAAUAGCCCUCAUUUUCCAGAAGAGGAGUUCAGAAAGGCGUUUAGGAUGAGCAGAGCAACUUUUGAUAUGAUCUGUGAAGAAUUGGAAUCUGUAGUCACUAAAAAGGACACAAUGCUUCGUCAAGCAAUUCCAGUUCGCCAACGUGUUGCUGUCUGCAUUUGGAGAUUGGCAACAGGAGAGCCACUUCGUGAAGUUUCAAAGCGUUUUGGCCUAGGCAUAUCUACAUGUCAUAAGCUUGUUCUAGAGGUUUGCACUGCAAUUAAAGGCGUACUCAUGCCAAAAUUCGUGCAAUGGCCUAAUGAGGAUUACAAGAUGAACGAGAUCAAACGUGAAUUCCAGAUGUUAUCCGGGAUGCCAAAUGUAGGUGGAUCUAUUUACACAACACAUGUUCCAAUAAUCGCCCCAAAAGUAAGUGUAGCUGCUUAUUUCAACAAAAGGCAUACAGAAAGGAAUCAGAAAACUUCAUACUCCGUUACAGUUCAAGGUGUUGUUGAUCCAAAAGGGGUUUUCACAGAUGUUUGCAUCGGUUGGCCUGGUUCGAUGUCUGAUGACAAAGUAUUGGAAAAAUCAGCUUUGUAUCAGAGAGCAAACAGGGGACAGUUGAAGGAUACUUGGGUUGUAGGAAAUUCAGGGUAUCCAUUAAUGGAUUGGGUAUUAGCUCCUUACACACGCCAAAAUCUUACUUGGACUCAACAUGCUUUCAAUGAAAAAGUAGGGGAAGUCCAAAAGGUUGCUAAAGAGGCGUUUAUGAGAAUGAAAGCUAGGUGGAGCUGCUUACGCAAGAGAACAGAAGUGAAGCUUCAAGAUUUGCCUGUGGUUUUGGGGGCUUGCUGUGUAUUGCAUAAUAUUUGCGAGAUGAGAGGUGAACAACUGAAUCCAGAGCUGAGAUUUGAUCUUUUCGAUGAUGAAAUGGUUCCAGAAAAUAUUGUGAGGUCAAUGAAUGCUGUACAAGCUAGGGAUCAAAUUGCUCACCAACUCUUGCAUCAAAAUCAUGCAGGCACUAAUUUCCUUUAACAAAUAGUUCUAUGUUCCAAUUUUAUGUAUAAGGGGCAAUUUGAUGUCAUGUUAUAGAAUAAUAGUUAAGUACAAUAUAUAGAAAUGAUGCAAAAUUUUGGAUAUCAAAUGGAAAUUUCAAUUGUUGUUACAUAAUA
This is a messenger RNA of Solanum pennellii, 1714 nucleotides long. Its product is annotated as protein ALP1-like. The transcript has a single exon. NCBI's taxonomy places the organism in Eukaryota, Viridiplantae, Streptophyta, Magnoliopsida, Solanales, Solanaceae. The record is from RefSeq and is a predicted model, not a curated record. Bases 90 to 1577 code for a protein of 495 amino acids.